This is a messenger RNA of Naumovozyma dairenensis CBS 421, 456 nucleotides long. It is a transcript of the gene SDD2, whose product is annotated as Sdd2p. Gene Ontology annotation, molecular function: DNA binding. The coding region runs from base 1 to 456 and encodes 151 amino acids. The transcript has a single exon. The record is from RefSeq and is a predicted model, not a curated record. NCBI's taxonomy places the organism in Eukaryota, Fungi, Ascomycota, Saccharomycetes, Saccharomycetales, Saccharomycetaceae. Gene Ontology annotation, cellular component: cytosol; nucleus.
AUGGAUGGUGAACUACAGGCUCUAAGAGAAGCAAGAUUGGCGGAAUUGAAAAGGUCUCAAGGUCAAAGUCCUGAUGCUGGCAGUAAUGGCAACACUCACAACAACAAUAAUGGUAAUGCUAAUCGUAACGAACCAAUAGGUGCCGCUAUAGCAAGAUUCCUGGAACCUGAAGCCUUCGAAAGACUCACCAGGGUUUCCUUAGUGAGACCUGAUAGAGCCAUGGCUGUCGAACAAUAUCUGAAACAAAUAAUAGCAAGUGGACAAGUUCAACAUAAAGUUAACGAAUCUGAAAUUGUUCAGAUUUUGAAUGGGAUAGCAAAGGAGGAAAAUAAAAAAAAUGAUACCAAGAUCAUUUUCAAUAGAAGGGAGGUUGAUAUUGACACAGGUUUAGCAGGUGCAAAGAAAAAUAAUGAUGAUGAUGAAGACGACGAUGAUGAAGAUGACUUCUUUGAUUAA